AAACGAAGAGAGAAAGAUGAUGAUGUGGUAAGCCUUAGCAGCCUUGAUCUUAAGGAGCCAAGCACUAAAAGAGUCCGCCCUCUAGCUCGGGUCACAUCCUUGGCAAAUUUAAUCUCUCCUGUAAGAAAUGGAGCAGUCAGACGCUUUGGUCAAACAAUACAGUCAUUUACUCUUCGUGGUGACAACAGAUCCCCGGCUUCUGCCCAGAAAUCAUACAGCAGAUCAACUGUCCCAACACCUACCAAGAGAAGAAACAGUGUUCUCUGGUCAGAAAUGUUAGACAUCAACAUGAAGGAGUCUUUACCUACCAAAGAAAUCAAACGUCAGGAGGCAAUCUAUGAAAUGUCUCGAGGUGAACAGGAUUUAAUUGAGGAUCUCAAGCUUGCAAGAAAGGCCUACCAUGAUCCCAUGUUAAAGUUGUCGAUUAUGUCAGAAGAGGAACUCACACAUAUAUUUGGUGAUUUGGACGCUUAUAUACCUCUGCAUGAAGAUUUAUUGGCAAGAAUAGGAGAAGCAACCAAGCCUGAUGGAACAGUGGAACAGAUUGGUCAUAUUCUUGUGAACUGGUUGCCAGGCUUGAAUGCCUACAAAGUCUACUGUAGUAACCAGCUCGCAGCCAAAGCUCUUCUUGAUCAAAAGAAACAAGAUCCAAGAGUCCAAGACUUCCUCCAGCGAUGUCUUGAGUCUCCUUUCAGUCGAAAACUAGAUCUUUGGAGCUUCUUAGAUAUUCCUCGAAGUCGUCUAGUCAAAUACCCUUUGCUGAUAAAAGAAAUUCUUAGACACACUCCAAAAGACCACCCAGAUGUUCAGCUUCUAGAGGAAGCCGUAUUGAUCAUACAAGGAGUUCUCUCUGAUAUCAACUUGAAGAAAGGUGAAUCAGAAUGCCAGUAUUACAUUGACAAACUGGAGUAUCUGGAUGAGAAGCAGAAAGAUCCUAGAAUUGAAGCAAGUAAAGUAUUGCUUUGCCAUGGGGAACUGAAGAAUAAAAAUGGACAUAAACUUUACAUUUUCCUGUUUCAAGACAUCUUGGUUUUGACUCGACCUGUUACACGAAAUGAGCGCCACUCUUACCAGGUUUACCGGCAGCCAAUCCCAGUCCAGGAGCUGGUUCUGGAAGACUUACAGGAUGGAGAUGUGAGAAUGGGAGGAUCAUUUCGAGGGGCCUUUAGCAACUCAGAUAAAGCUAAAAAUAUCUUUAGAGUUCGCUUCCAAGAUCCCUCUCCAGGCCAGUCUCACACCCUACAAGCCAAUGAUGUGUUCCAUAAACAGCAGUGGUUCAAUUGUAUUCGAAGCGCCAUUGCCCCUUUCCAGCAGGCCACUAGCCCAACAGAGCUAAAGGAUUUGCCCGAGCUCAAUGAAGAGUGUGAAGAGAACAACCUCUCUGCAUCAAAUAUCAAAGCCCCGAGAAGGUUAGCAACAGUUUCUAGUGUUAUUCAAGUAGAAGAAGUGGAUAAAAAUGUGUCAGAAUGUGGUUCCACUGUGCAAACAGCAGAAGACACCAAGAGUGUAAAAGCACAUCAAACACAGUCUGGGUUCCGAAAAGCAAGGGACAAAGCCCAGUCAAGUGGCAAACGAAAAGAGACUUUGGUAUAAAGAAGACUCUGCAUUAACUGAUGGCGAGACUGUUUAUUUAUAAAUGUGUACAGUUUU
Messenger RNA from Chrysochloris asiatica (Cape golden mole), 1650 nucleotides. It is a transcript of the gene NET1, whose product is annotated as neuroepithelial cell transforming 1. Gene Ontology annotation, molecular function: guanyl-nucleotide exchange factor activity. The coding region runs from base 274 to 1593 and encodes 439 amino acids. Gene Ontology annotation, biological process: intracellular signal transduction; positive regulation of Rho protein signal transduction. NCBI's taxonomy places the organism in Eukaryota, Metazoa, Chordata, Mammalia, Afrosoricida, Chrysochloridae. The transcript is spliced from 10 exons. The record is from RefSeq and is a predicted model, not a curated record.